Molecule: messenger RNA, 2793 nt
Organism: Drosophila novamexicana
Lineage: Eukaryota; Metazoa; Arthropoda; Insecta; Diptera; Drosophilidae
Gene: Sec63
Product: translocation protein SEC63 homolog
Exons: 4
Coding region: 433-2709 (758 amino acids)
Biological process (GO): post-translational protein targeting to endoplasmic reticulum membrane; SRP-dependent cotranslational protein targeting to membrane
Cellular component (GO): Sec62/Sec63 complex
Molecular function (GO): transmembrane protein transporter activity; RNA binding
Source: RefSeq, a predicted model, not a curated record
CAAAACAAAAAACUUAACUAAGUUGCACUCCUAAAGCGCGCAAAUUACCCUGGAAUUUAUGCUACAUUUUUUCUAAACGGUCUUACUGUUUGCGGUUUUGCCAAUGCAAUCCAGCUUGGUCACACUGUACAGACGUGUCAUUUGACGACUGCUGUAAAUACAUAAGUUUUUAAACUCGCGGCAUUUAAUGGUGCAAUUGACCGCUGUGUAUUAUAAUUGGGACUAGCCGAAGACUUCCUCAACGUUUGGAUCCAACAUAUUGGAUAAAAACAUUGGAAACGCGUGCAGUUACAAGCUGCCAGCGUGCCAAACAUCAGCUGGGGCCCCAGCCGAUUUGGAAAAAAAGACCACACCAAAACCCAAACCCAAACCAACGCUGCUUUUGUAAAUAAUUAGGGGGUCGGCGCUGAGGCAGCAACAACUACUUUUCAAAUGGCGGGUCAAAAAUUUCAAUAUGAUGAGAGCGGCGGCACGUUUUAUUACUUUGUGUUAUCGUUUUUAGCAUUGGUAUUGAUACCAACUACGAUUUACUAUUGGCCACGUAAAAAGAAAGAAGAUCUCGGCAAGCAGAAGGAUGAAUGCCAGUGUCCAGAUUGCUUGAAGAAGAAGAUCAUUUUGGCCAAUGCAGAGCCUUAUCGCACACUCAAAUCGCUGGCCAUCAAGCUGGCGAUUGUGCUCGGCUGGGCGCUGCUUCUGUUCCUCACCUAUCGCGUCUCCCAGUUCGACUACGAGAUGGCGAGCUUUGAUCCCUUCGAGAUAUUGAAUGUGCCGCCGACAGCAACGCAGGCAGAGAUCAAGAAGGCCUACUACAAGCUGUCCAAGGUACUCCAUCCCGAUAAGGAGACGGGCGAUGAGAAGUCCUUCAUGAUGCUGAGCAAAGCCUAUCAGGCGCUCACCGAUGAUGUGGCCAAGGAGAACUAUGAGAAAUACGGCAAUCCCGAUGGCCCCGGUGCCAUGUCCUUCGGCAUUGCGUUGCCCUCGUGGAUUGUUGAGAAGGAGAACAGCGUUUGGGUCCUGGGUCUCUAUGGACUGGUCUUUAUGGUGGCCAUGCCCUCCGCUGUGGGCGUCUGGUGGUAUCGCUCCAUACGCUUCAGCGGCGACAAAGUCCUGCUGGACACCACCCAAAUGUACUUCUAUUUCAUACACAAGACACCCCACAUGCUGCUCAAACGCGCCCUGAUGGUGCUGGCGGCCAGUCUGGAGUUUGACAAACGCCACAAUUCACAGGUGGUGGAGCGCCAGUCGGACAACGACGAGGUCCCGGCGCUCAUUCGGCAGCUGCCCAAUCUCAACGAGAAGUGCAAGGAGCAUCCGCUCUGCCGUAUGUAUUCCAUUAAGGCGCGCGCCAUUCUGCACGCCCAUCUCUCACGCAUUCCACUCAAUCCGGAGACGCUGGAGCGCGAUCGUCAGUUUAUUGUGAAGAAGUGUCCGUAUCUGGUGCAGGAGAUGGUCAGCUGUGUCCAUCAGCUGGUGAUGAUGGCCUACGCCCGUCGUGUGCCCCGUCUGCCCAGCAUCGAGACCAUCGAGAACUGCAUGAAAAUGUCGCCAAUAAUUAUCCAGGGUCUGUGGGAGUUCAAGUCGCCGCUGCUGCAGCUGCCCCAUCUGACCGAGGAUCAUUUGUAUUUCAUGAACAAGAAGCGGCAUGUCAAGAACUUGCAACAGUUCGCCCAGCUGAAGCCGGAGGAGAGCCGCAUGCUGCUCAAGAACCUGACAGACUUUGAGUACGAGAACAUAAUGCGUGUCCUGGGCAAGAUGCCGCUGAUUGACUUCUCCAUACGCUGCGAGGUGAUCGACGAUGAGAACACCAAUGUGGUUACGGCUGGUGCGAUCGUAACGGUAACCGUGACCCUGGAGCGCAAGGACAUGAGAACCUUGUUCGGCGACACCAAGGUGCCCGAGAAGCAGGGCAUCAAGGACGAGGCCAACGAGGAGGCAGCGGCGGGCGAUGAGGAUGAAGCAGCCGCUGCCGCCGCCGCUGCGGUGCCCGUCAAGAAGGCCUCCGCCUGGGCCAAGCCGCGCAAGGGCGGCAAGGGCAAGGGCGGCAAGAAGCCGGCCAACAAUCAGAAGAAGAAGACGCAGCCCAAGGCGGCAGCUGUGGCAGCCACCGUCUCCUCGACUACGACGGAUGAACAAACGGCAGCCAAUUCGGAUGCCGAGUCAGAGGCCGGCGAGCAGCACAGCGAUGUGGAGUCUGCAGCCGGCUCCGGCUCCGAGGAUGAGGAUAAGCAAAACAAAAACAAUUCCUCGCUGGACGACGAUGAUGACGAGGAAUGGGAACGCCUGCAAGCCAAGCUAAACAAGCGGGAACGCCUCGAGGGCAAAUCCCGUAUGUCGCACACGGUGCACUGUCCGUUCUUCCCCGAGGAGAAGCAGGAAUACUGGUGGACAUACAUAUGCGAUCGCAAGUCGCGCACGCUACUGACGGCGCCCUACCAUGUCACAAAUCUCGUCGAGAAGGAGGAGAUACAGCUUAAGUUUACGGCGCCGCGUUGGCCCGGCGUCUACACCUUUACGGUCUGCCUGCGUUCCGACUCGUAUCUGGGCAUGGAUCAGCAGCAGGAGCUGAAGCUGGACGUGCAAAAGGCGCCCGCACCGCCCACAGAUCAUCCCCAAUGGGAUCUCAGCGAAUCGGAGCCGGAGCACAAUGAUCAGCAGGAGAAUCUAAGCGAUUACACAACGGACACAUCCGACGAGGAGGACAGCGACUAGACAGCCACAGAGAGAGAGAGAGAGGGAGAGAGUGAGAGAGUUUCUCAUGACAUUGAGCGAAUUUCCCCCCCGCCCCCCCCCCCC